This is a messenger RNA of Thalassophryne amazonica, 952 nucleotides long. RefSeq lists its product as uncharacterized. The transcript has 3 exons. NCBI's taxonomy places the organism in Eukaryota, Metazoa, Chordata, Actinopteri, Batrachoidiformes, Batrachoididae. Gene Ontology annotation, cellular component: plasma membrane. The record is from RefSeq and is a predicted model, not a curated record. The coding region runs from base 132 to 773 and encodes 213 amino acids.
GAGUCCAAUAAUGGAUUUUGACCUGCACGGCCCCUGACAGAUGUUUAGAAAACCUGCAGGCCUAGAACAUUAAAUGCAAGGGUAUAAAUUCAAUAAAUAAUUCAUCUGUGUUCCUUUCUCUCACUCUAGCCAUGCCUCCAUUUGGGGACUUUGGUUUCUGUGUGGCUGUGCUGGCGUCUAUUGUCAGCUCAGCCAUCAUCUUGAUCAUGUCCAUGGCCUUCAUCACCUGCUGUUUGCUGGACUGCAUGAGCAAGAACAAAAUGGAGAGGGAGUCAGAUGUGGGACUGUGGGAUGAGGAAGCCCAAAAGCGGGAGAACAGGUCCCGCAACAGUCACAAAGGCAGAAACAAUAACAACAACAACAAUACAGGAGAGGAGCAGUCACCGUGGGACACACGGAACCCAGCUGUGUGUGACAAAAACACAUCCUGGAGAUUUCCUCCAUCUUAUCCCUGUGGUCCUUCUUCAUCCUGCUCCUACAGCCCUGCUCUCCCCGGCUAUAAUUGUCAUCUGCCUCUAUUACAACAAUUUGAGACACAAUCUGAGCACACAUCUGGCCCGCCUCCGUACCAUGGACCCCCUUGUCCCUCCUGUCACCCUAAGACUUCAGGUCUGAUCCACAUCUCAGUAGUGGGUCCUGGUGGAGGUUUGGUGUGGCAGUACGAAACACAGGAGAGCAAUCUGUCAGAUAUGAACCCAGCAGCUACAGAUGACUUCAACAUCAGGAAUAUGAGCUCACCCAAAGAAUGGUCCAUAAGGAAUAUAUCCAUGUGAGGACACGUUUCAGGGGAGACCAACACCACCUGUCAAGAACUUGUUUCCUGACCAAAAUCUGGAGCCUAAACUCUGUUGAUGAGCACUUCCAGAAGCAGCCCUGGUCAAGUUGACUUUGUUUUUAAUACCUGCAGCCCAUAAAGACUUGAAAAAACCCACAGUGUUUUGACAGAUGUAGG